This is a messenger RNA of Theileria equi strain WA, 1314 nucleotides long. RefSeq lists its product as hypothetical. NCBI's taxonomy places the organism in Eukaryota, Apicomplexa, Aconoidasida, Piroplasmida, Theileriidae. The record is from RefSeq and is a predicted model, not a curated record. The transcript is spliced from 7 exons. The coding region runs from base 1 to 1314 and encodes 437 amino acids.
AUGCCAAAGAAGGUCAAUGAAUCUGAUAAUAAACUUGAAUUGUCUAUUACGUUACCUUAUUUUGGGGUUUGGAUAAGCAAACCAUUAUCUGAAAAAUGUGUGCCUGCAGUCGAGGUAUUUGCGCAUUCACUCAGAUUACCUGGGAGCAGACCGAGCAAUUCGCUCCUUACCAGGAGAUUUGAUUCAUUCAUUGCGAAUAACAACCAUCGCAGCUACUUAAACAACUAUAAAGUGAGCAAAAAAACCCCAAAGCAUGAUUCAGAAUACAAGAUAUCGCAUGAAACGACCAGAAGAUCGUCACUGUAUGCCUUUGGCUUUUUGAAGAAUCUGUUUAGUAGCAACGUUCCUGGCUGGUAUGUUCCGCCAAUACCGGUGGGAGAACGAGCUUCUGUUACACUUCGAAAGAGAGGUCCUUUACAAACAGAAGAGGAGACACAAAUGUUAUUCCAUCUGCUUGGCUUAUCAGAAGAUGCAACGAUACAGGAUGUUGGAGAGGCAUACAUGAAUGUAGUCGAUGUACUUCCUGAAGACCUUCAUGAGGGUCUGAAACAUUCACUUGAAGAAUAUCUCAGAAAACAUCUCGUCACACUGUUCGAACAUAUGGAAGCCCAAAUGGACAAGGGACCAGAAGCAUGGACGGAAUUUUGGAAUCCGGAAAAGGAUCUAUUAGGGAAUCCUGUCACUCAAACAAAGGAGGAACUAGAAAAGGAAGAAAAGGCGUUCCUAGAAGCAAUUCCUAAUAUAAAAAUGGAUAAAUUUCUAAAGUAUUGGGAUGAACAAAACUCUAGAUUUAACAGGGUUGCGAAUGCCAUAGAUUUACCAACAUUGAUACGUUUUUCUAGGAACAAGAAAGAGAAGUUUUUAAAGUGUUUGGUUACUAUGGUUCCAGUUAUGUUUGCUGGACUAUUUCCAAAGUUUAGUUCGCUUUCAACCGCCAUUGAAGCUCUUUUUGCUUCCAAAUUCAUUUAUAGCGGUAAUAAUUCGCAUGAGGAAGAGGAACCUGAUAGAGAUGCAAAGAUGAAUAAUUUGCAAAAAAAGACAAGGUCCACUUCAACAAAAUCCCUAGUUACCUUGGCUGUAAUAUUUGCUCACAGCAUGAUUGGACUUUCUGUUUCAACACUUAUUCAGCUAUACACAAACAUUUCUGAUUUCAUCUCUCCGCAAAUUUUGAACACAUUGUUGAUAAAUUUCCACAUUAUAGUUUCUGCAAUUCUAUAUGACACUAGCGACUUACCUUUUUCAGAACAGCUUAGAAUAAAUCAGGAAAAAGUUUCAUCUAUAAAUGAUACUAUUGGCGAUAUAAAGUUUGAAUAA